Scleropages formosus (Asian bonytongue) is the source of this 4587-nucleotide messenger RNA. Its product is annotated as ras association domain-containing protein 1-like. Gene Ontology annotation, biological process: Ras protein signal transduction. Gene Ontology annotation, cellular component: nucleus; microtubule cytoskeleton. The transcript is spliced from 6 exons. Bases 1 to 999 code for a protein of 332 amino acids. The record is from RefSeq and is a predicted model, not a curated record. Lineage: Eukaryota; Metazoa; Chordata; Actinopteri; Osteoglossiformes; Osteoglossidae.
AUGUCCCCGGGAGAGCACAUCGAGCUCAAGGACCUGGCCCUAGAGGGGCGGAUCGAACUGGCCGCACCCCCAGGGACGCCGGGACAGGAUCGGGACCCGGGGAAGGUGCGCGGGGUGCGACUGCAGGGGGGUCGCGUCAGCGUGGACGGUGCCGGGGAAGGACACGACUUCCAGCCCUGCAGCCGUGCGCAGCCCACUUGGUGUGACCUGUGCGGAGAGUUCAUCUGGGGCGUCUACAAGCAGAGCCUCCGAUGCACAUACUGCAGAUUGACAUGCCACCGCCGCUGCCACGUCUUCGUCAGAUUGGACUGCAGCGUCCGCCGCAGCCAGCUGGGCCCCUGGGAGGACGUCGUCGAGGCCGACACCAACGUGGAUGAGCUGGUUGAUUGGAGAACCCAGGAGAUGUCAUUCGCUCAAGUCCAUCAGAAGGUGAAGGAGUACAACGCUCAGGUCUGCAGUGACCUGCACAUGGUCCUGAAUCCAGACGGCUCCUUCACCGGGUUCAUCGAGGUCCGGAUCAAGCUGGUGCGGCCCGUAUGCAUCCUGUUUGCCCACAGAGCUCCGGCGACGGGGCUGCGGUGCCGCACCUCCCUCCACCUGCCCCGGGACAUGGGCAAGCAGCUGCACGUCAGCUCGUCCACGCGCGCCCACGACAUCGUCCAGGCGCUGCUCAGCAACGUGGGUGUGCUCGACGACCCCGGGACCUUCGCUCUCUUUGAGCGCAGCGAACGCGACGGCCAGGUGCACCUGAGGAGGUUGGCAGACACAGAGCGCCCCCUGCUGCUGCGCUUGUGCGUCGGGCCCAGUGAGACGGACAUGAGCCUCGUGCUGAAGGAGAAGAGCGACGUCAAUUGGGAAGCGUUCAGCGAGCCGGAGCUGCACAACUUCCUGCGCAUGCUGCAACGAGAGGAAGAGGAGCAUGUGAAACGAGUAGCGGAGCGCUACGCCCGCGUCCGGGACCGCCUGCAGGGAGCGCUGGCGCAGAGCACCAAAACCUGAGGCAUCCUGUCCGUCAGAUGGCACUGUUCCUCGUCGUUGAGAGCGGAUGUGCUUAGACACUUCGAUCUCCGAGCCGGCGGGGGAUCGGGUCAGGGGGGUUGCCCCCCGUUCUUCCCAUCCGACACAUGUGAUUGACAUGCGUGGUCAUCUUUUCAGGAGGGUCCAGGCACCCCUGUGCGUGUCAGCAGGAUGAGGUUGGCAUGAGUUACCAUGGAAACACAUCCCGCACCACAAUUCCCUGUUUGUUGAGGUUGACACAGAACACUCUGGAAAGGGGCUCUUGAGUCCUUGGGGGGGGAGGGUUUGAAACACACACUCUUGGGUCACACACAAACAUUGCAGCUCUGCAGUGUUCGCUUAGCACACAGUAGCUCCCAGGUGGCCUGUGUUCACCUUACUUGUACCAUGAGCCCUUUGUCCAGGGUUCCUACAGUAGCUACUCCCUCUGGAGUUUGGUGUUUGUUCCCGGGACGAUGGGCUUCACCUGGAAUAAAUUCUUUUACUGCACACGCUAGAUAAUCUGGUCCCCUCGUCCUGGUCUCUCUCUCUUGGCUGUUUCCUUAUAUGAGCGGAGCCUCGAGCACACAGAGAACUGGCCUCUUGCCCUGGAGCUCAGGAGAAUCCACGCAAAGCAAACCCUGUGCCCCUGCUGAGUGACCCCCGCCUGGCCUCGCUGUGCUCUUUCCCGGAAGGCUCUGCGUUGCGUCGGCGUCGAACCCGCAGGACGAUCUGAGCACUUUCAGUCCGACCACAACGUGACCCCGGGUGGAAGAAAACCACCUGCCAGGUGCCAACUGACGCGUCCUCGUGGUCCUUUGUCUGUCCAGAGUGCGCUGUGAACCUCAGGGCAUUCUGGGAAACGAGGCCUUUAUGCCCCCUUUCCUCACAGUGUCCCCACAUGGACGAGUCCACAUGCUGCUUGUCCUCACAGCACUGCUCAGGGCAGCCGGGGGGGGCUGACCGACCGUGGUGAGAAAGGUGUGCGAUUACAUCAUCAUGGAAUUAUUGUCCUUCUUUGGUGCAGUGCAAUUCAUCUGGCUUUCAUUUUAUUGCUAUUUUUAAAAUGUUCAAAUUCUUGAAGACAGUGUGUGGACUUAUGUCUUCGGAAUCCCUUGGAUGGUGGGGGCUGAGCAAACAUGCGCCUUCAGGAGGUUGUGUGUUUGAAUCCUGUGUCCACGUGGACCUUUCGCGUGAGGACUUGCAGUACCUACAUUUAACCACAAGGUCCUGCGAGAGUGCUGUGGUCCCUCCGUAGCUUGUGGGGUUGAAGCCAGACAGUGAUGGGUUCCAUCUCCUCUGCGGAGCUUCUGGUGGUUGUGUGUGUGAGACGAGGACUGUGGUCUCCUUCCUCUUUCCCCACUUCCUCAACAUGCAGCGUAGCCAUUUUCUCCUUUCUCUGAGUCUUCCUGACACGUCGCUGAACACACACAGGCACAGCGGCUGAAAUGACUCAGUGGUACAAGAGCAGCUCCCCGAAUGUCCAGCACAUUGGCCACACUGACCCCUAACUACUGACCGCUUUCUAACAGCGAACACUGCACUCUGGUGCGUUCACCUGGUGGGCGACUUUCCCAGAAUUCCUCUGCUUUCUUUGGGCUGUUUGGCUGUGCGGACAGAGUAAUAUCCUUCAUUUCCCCUCGAGUAAACAUGGUAAGACAGCAAGAGAGCCGAGCGUCUCUGCAGGAAAUGAAUCCAAUUGUGUUAGAUCCUUGAUGAAAGCCUUGGGGUGGAGGUGUGUGUUUCAGAGCGCUCCUGCUGUCUCCUGUUUGCAGGGGGUCUCCCUCACCGCAGCCUGAACCCUGAGCCUCCUGUGUGCUAGGGCUCCUCUUCUUCACCUCGCAUCUCAGGAGGACAUUACCAUGUUAUUACUGUGCAGCCCAGGGGGCCGGGGGCAGUUUACUACGGUAGCAGCAGGGAUUAUGGCCUUAUUGUCCAAUUGUAUCCCCACGGUGCAUUUUGGUGGGACUCAUACUGGUCCCGUGUAGCUGGGACCUGCACCCAGAGGCAGAGGGCAUGACCUAGAGGAGCACGAGCCAGAGAAGAUCACAUCCCUGAGGGGUCACAUCUCCGAGGUUGUGAGAACAUCCUGUCCGAACAGUCAGCGACCACUCGUGUGCGGUCAUCUUGAUGAGGCAAUUAAUAGCAGAGAUGUACUGAUCAGAGUGAAGGAACUGCCCGAUCACCACCUCCCUACAGAAAGUGCAAGAAGAGAGGAGCCUGGAGUGCGUGUGCAUGUAACUUCCCUUCCUUCACUUACUCUUUUCAGGUGACACUUUGCCUUCAUGCUCUUCUGGUUCAGGGACAUUGAAACCAGCAGCUCCUACAUUUAUAUUUAUUUACUUGACACUUCUCUUGAAAACACCUUACAUUGUUGGUGAACUUACACUGAUUUACCCACUUAUACAGCAAGGUAUCAGUGCUUUGCUUCCUCACGGAGAAGGAACGAGUUGAAUGACAGCUCACAUUCUAGUGACCACGACCUCAGGUCCAGUGGAGUCCCAUACACCCUGCAGCCCUCAGCGCUGCGUGUGCAUUUUCAACACCGUGCCGAUGAAUUUACUCAUCGGUGUAUUCAGUCACGCCACAUGGGAAGUAAUAAUGAUUAAUAAUCUUUCAAAUCCUGGGAUAUGGGGCCUCCGGCGGAGGCAGGGCUGCUCGACAGCGGUCACAGUGCGUAUAUAGAGGCGCUUUCGUCAGGCAUGAUCCUGACGAUUUGCGUGACCGACCGAGAGCGCUGGCUUCGGCGGGAGGAGAGCAGGGCAUCUUGUGGCUGGUGAGUGCUUCUCUGCUGAGCCCUGGAGUGAACUGACCACCUCUCUACCAUGAAGAAAAAUACUUUUAACGUUCACCUGUCCGUCAAUUUCUCACACUUGCUUUGCGCAGUGAAAUCACCCCGUUGGCACCGUUACUUCUUAUGGAAAAUUAUUGGUUUCGAUACGAAAACCACGAUUUCUAACUUUGCUUUUAACAUGAUGUUUCCCCUCGUCAGUUUCUUUCUCUUCCUUUGCAGCCUUGCUGAAAUCCUGUGCUCUUACACUUUCUUUUCAGCAUCUCCAGGAGACAUUUUCAUUAUGUGGCUCAUGGAUGUUUACGAGCCAUGAGGAAUAGAGUUUGCCGUUCGAGGCACCGUGCGGCGUUACUCACACGCUCCAGUGACCGACGCUGGACGAUCCUCCUCUGCCCGUGAAAUUGAGGGAUUCUUUACAUUGUUGCUCCUGCUUCCAGGACAACAUUCACGCUUACAGACCAGCUUUGAUAGAAACUGCCGUACAAUAAGUACCAGUUAUGCAAGUAAAACGAAUGCAAAAUGGACAAAAAUGCCUUAGUGCUGACGGUAAGUGCGCAGCGUGACAAAGGACGAACGCUUUCCAAAGCAGCUGGUGCAGCUUUUCAUUUUGUUACCUGAAGGACGAGUAAAUCGAGACCCGACGUCAGGGUAAGGUGCCGCAGCUCCUGUUCGGCGCACAGCUUGAUCGCUGCGAACGAAGGAGCUACCGCACAGGGCUCAGCUCCGUACCCACGGCCCCGGGGCAGCGAGCGCCCGCACGGCUCAUGGUAUCUUUCCCCACCUAAACCGUCACCGUCCUC